Molecule: messenger RNA, 318 nt
Organism: Penicillium waksmanii
Lineage: Eukaryota; Fungi; Ascomycota; Eurotiomycetes; Eurotiales; Aspergillaceae
Product: putative quinol monooxygenase
Exons: 3
Coding region: 1-318 (105 amino acids)
Source: RefSeq, a predicted model, not a curated record
AUGUCAGAGAUCAAUGUCACCGCGGUCAUCUAUCCGCAGCCAGACAAGUUCGACGAGGUCGCUGCCUUAAUCACCGAAGUCACCAAAAAGGUACAAGAGAAUGAGCCUGACACUCUGCUUUACUACGCAUUCCAAGUGCAAGGCAAGAAGGAGAUCGCAAUUGUCGAAAGAUAUAAGAACCAGGCGGCCGUGCAGGCCCACGUCAAGUCAGCCUAUUUCCGCGAAUUUGCCGCCAAGAUGGCCAAGCUGACCGCAAAGCCCUCUGAGUUGCGGGCUGGCGGAUUCCUGGGCGGUUCGCGGGGCGUAUCGCGGCUGUAG